Molecule: messenger RNA, 1377 nt
Organism: Lontra canadensis (Northern American river otter)
Lineage: Eukaryota; Metazoa; Chordata; Mammalia; Carnivora; Mustelidae
Gene: NPFFR2
Product: neuropeptide FF receptor 2
Exons: 3
Coding region: 100-1377 (425 amino acids)
Biological process (GO): G protein-coupled receptor signaling pathway; regulation of adenylate cyclase activity; regulation of MAPK cascade
Cellular component (GO): membrane
Molecular function (GO): neuropeptide receptor activity; peptide binding; opioid receptor binding
Source: RefSeq, a predicted model, not a curated record
CUUUAAAAGUGUUCCUUUUAAACUCACGUACAUAACUUAUGUUCUAUUGGCUUCUAAUUAUGCUUUUUCUUUUCUACCUCUCCUUUGUUCAGGUCCAUCAUGAAUAAGAGAUGGGACUCAAACUCUUCAGAAAACUGGCAUGAUAUUUGGAGUGUCAAUGACACAGAGUAUCACCUAUACUCAGAUAUCAAUAUCACCUAUGUGAACUACUAUCUUCACCAGCCUCGAGUGGCAGCAAUCUUCAUUAUUUCCUACUUUCUCAUCUUCGUCCUGUGCAUGGUGGGAAAUACAGUAGUUUGUUUUACUGUGAUGAGGAACAAACAUAUGCACACUGUCACUAAUCUCUUUAUCCUGAACCUGGCAAUAAGUGAUUUACUGGUUGGCAUAUUUUGCAUGCCUAUCACGCUGCUGGACAAUAUUAUAGCAGGAUGGCCCUUUGGAAGCACAAUGUGCAAGGUCAGUGGAUUCAUCCAAGGAAUAUCAGUUGCGGCUUCAGUCUUUACUUUAGUUGCCAUAGCUGUGGAUAGGUUCCAGUGUGUUGUCUACCCUUUUAAACCAAAGCUCACUAUCAAGGCAGCAUUUGUCAUUAUUGUGGUCAUCUGGGUCCUGGCCAUUGCCAUUAUGUCCCCAUCUGCAAUAAUGUUACAUGUAGAAGAAGAAAAAUAUUACCAAGUGAGACUCAACUCCCAGAAUAAAACCAGUCCAGUCUACUGGUGCCGGGAAGACUGGCCAAAUCAGGAAAUGAGGAAGAUCUACACCACUGUGCUGUUUGCCAAUAUCUACCUGGUUCCCCUGUCCCUCAUUGUCAUCAUGUAUGGAAGGAUUGGAAUUUCACUCUUCAAGAUGACAGUACCCCACACAGGCAAGCAGAAGCAGGAACAGUGGCACAUGGUGUCCAAGAAGAAACAGAAGGUCAUUAAGAUGCUCCUGAUCGUAGCCCUGCUUUUUAUUCUCUCCUGGUUGCCUCUGUGGACACUGAUGAUGCUCUCAGACUACGCUGACCUGUCUCCAAAUGAGCUGCAGGUCAUCAACAUCUACAUCUACCCUUUUGCACAUUGGCUAGCCUUUUGCAACAGCAGUGUCAAUCCCAUCAUUUAUGGUUUCUUCAAUGAGAAUUUUCACCGUGCUUUCCAAGAUGCUUUUCACCUCCAGCUCUGCCAAAAAAGAGCAAAGCCCAAGGAAACCUACACUCUAAGAGCUAAAGACAAUGUGAUCAUAAAUACAUCUCAUCAGUUAGCCCAGGGACUUACCAUUCAAAAUUUGCAUGAGGAAAAUUUGCCUUGUAGGAAAAGUACUGAAAAACCCAAACAAGAAUUGAUGAUGGAAGAAUUAGGGGAAGCUACUCACAGCAAUGAGAUUUUAAAAGAGCUGGUAUAA